AUGUCAGGUCCAAGAACUCCCACCAUCUCUCGACCCCACACUCCCAACGGUCUAUCACCCCGAGGAUCAUAUACCAACUUAUCUGCUGCUCUCGACGCUUCCACCCCCGGAUCAUCCACUCCUGCAUUGAUGGCUGAGAAGGAGAGGAUGCGAGCCGAAGCUGAAGUGAGGGAGGCGUUGUUGAAGGCUGCUGAUGGAGCUGAGAAGGCCAAGAAGGAAGAGACCGGUAUGCCAGCUGGAUCACCAGUAUGGCCAAUCUUGAGUUACUGUGUAGCCUCUAUCAUGAUGACUGUGGUGAACAAAUUCGUCGUAUCAGGACAUCAAUUCACCAUGACCUUCUUGCUCCUUACUAUCCAAUCGGCUGUAUGUGUAGCUUGUGUAUGGACGGUCAAACGGAUCGGUUUCAUUAGCUUCCGAGACUUCGAUAUGAACGACGCCAAAACAUGGUUUCCCGUUUCCUUUUUACUCGUCGCUGUGAUUUACACCGGAUCAAAGUCAUUGCAAUUCUUAUCCAUCCCUGUAUACACUAUCUUCAAGAAUCUUACUAUCAUCUUGAUCGCUUACGGAGAAGUAUUAUGGUUUGGAGGAAACGUUACUGGUUUGACUUUGGUCUCAUUCUUCCUCAUGGUCGGAUCAUCCAUCAUUGCCGCUUGGUCCGAUAUCUCCUCUACUCUCGCUAGAUUAUCUGCCGGUGUCGCUGUUCUCGACCCCACAAGCGGUGCCGAUGUACCUCUUCCUUCAGGCGUGAUGGGAAGUCUGAACGCAGGUUAUGUGUGGAUGUUCAUCAAUUGUGUUGCUUCUGCUGCUUACGUCCUAUUCAUGAGAAAGCGAAUCAAGGUCACCGGAUUCAAAGACUGGGAUUCCAUGUUUUACAACAAUCUCCUCUCCAUCCCUGUCUUACUUAUUUUCUCUUUGAUUGUCGAAGAUUGGGGAUCAGCAUCUUUCGCUAGAAACUUCCCUGAAGUAGGAAGGACCUUCUUACUUUCCGCUAUAGCGUUCUCAGGUGCUGUAGCAGUAUUCAUCUCGUACUCUACCGCAUGGUGCGUCCGAACUUGCGGAUCGACCACCUACUCGAUGGUCGGAGCACUCAACAAGCUCCCAGUUGCUGCAUCAGGUAUUCUGUUCUUUGGUGAUCCCGCCAACUUAGGAAACGUCUCUGCUAUCGGUGUAGGAGGAAUCGCAGGAGUUGUGUACGCUGUCGCUAAGACGAAUCAGGCAAAGAUCGAAAAGGCCAAACAGGCUAGAUCGGGUGACAGUAAGGCGUAG
Messenger RNA from Kwoniella botswanensis, 1266 nucleotides. RefSeq names its product GDP-mannose transporter 2. Gene Ontology annotation, cellular component: Golgi apparatus. The coding region runs from base 1 to 1266 and encodes 421 amino acids. The record is from RefSeq and is a predicted model, not a curated record. Gene Ontology annotation, molecular function: GDP-fucose transmembrane transporter activity; antiporter activity. Lineage: Eukaryota; Fungi; Basidiomycota; Tremellomycetes; Tremellales; Cryptococcaceae. The transcript is spliced from 7 exons. Gene Ontology annotation, biological process: transmembrane transport.